AUGCCCCGCGCCGUCGCUGUCGUCGCCGUCGCCAUCCAGUCCAGCGGGAAGAUCACGAUCGAGAAGUGGAAAGCCAGAAAACCAAACGGAAACCGGGGCAACGUGCCGCCAGUACUGGUCGGCGUGGACGACAGCGACCAUAGCUACCGCGCGCUCGAGUGGGCCCUGCGGUACGUGGCGGAGACGGCCGGCCCCAGGGCGCCGACGGAGCUCGUCGUCGUCCACGCCAAGCCGGUCGUGUCCUCCGUCGUCACCCUCGGCGGCCCCGCCGCCGCCGGGGACGUGGUGCGGUACGUGGAGGCGGACCUGCGCAGGAGGGCCGAGGAGGUCGUCGACAGGGCUCGCCGCGUCUGCCCCGCCAACUCGGUGCAGGGAGUGGUGAAGGUGAUCGACGGGGAGCCGAGGUACGUGCUCUGCAACGCAGCCGAGAAGCACCACGUCAACCUGCUGGAAUUUAGUCUAUUUAGGCAGCCCAAUAACUAUUUCAGAAAUUCCUAAUAAAUCCUAAAGACCCACUUAGCCCAUUUAUGCAAGGCAAGAGAUACUACUAAAGUUUAGUCCCACAUUACUAGUUUAGAGGGGGUUGGACCUCUUUAUAAGGGAGGCUCCUUCCCCACUUAUAUGAGCAUGAGAACAAGAGGGAUAUCCACACGCGCUCCUCCUCUGCCGCCCGCCUUGCCACGACGCGACGCGGGUUGCGGGAAUGAGCCGAUGUCUAAAUUUUUGCCACGCACUACGGGUAUACGAAAGGUCACAUGGAAGUGAAAAGUUUUUGCGAUAGUGGAGUUUGAAUGCGCACGGUGCAGCCCUUUGGCUACUGGCUGUUCGCUUCAGCUUCGUCUCUUCGUUUCACCUUCCGUCGCUGCCCUCUCGCCUUCUUCUCUUGCGCCUAUAAAAGGGAGGUCGCUCCUCUCAGAGAGAGACGCACCAGAAUCUCUUCCUCCUCUCGCCACACGUUCCUGAGAACUGCACUGUUGUUAUGUUCUUCCUCAUCCCGGCUUGCGGCGUGCACCACUGGUCGGGACAGUAGGCCUCCGGAACCACACCUUUUGAGUCCUGUACGGGAGAAGGGUGAUAAGGUUUUUGGGGAGCGCUCAGCACGACUACUGGCUGCUUCAUCACGGACGAUCCGGUCGCCGGCGACUACUUCCCCGACG
Triticum aestivum (bread wheat) is the source of this 1157-nucleotide messenger RNA. RefSeq lists its product as uncharacterized. Bases 1 to 498 code for a protein of 165 amino acids. The transcript is spliced from 4 exons. Lineage: Eukaryota; Viridiplantae; Streptophyta; Magnoliopsida; Poales; Poaceae. The record is from RefSeq and is a predicted model, not a curated record.